Vanrija pseudolonga is the source of this 633-nucleotide messenger RNA. Its product is annotated as Glutathione S-transferase GstB. Bases 1 to 633 code for a protein of 210 amino acids. The record is from RefSeq and is a predicted model, not a curated record. NCBI's taxonomy places the organism in Eukaryota, Fungi, Basidiomycota, Tremellomycetes, Trichosporonales, Trichosporonaceae. The transcript is spliced from 2 exons.
AUGUCCCCCACCACUCCCAUCAAGAUCUGGGGCCGCGGCAACAGCGCCAACGUCAAGAAGGCGCUGUGGACGGCCGAGGAAGUGGGCGUGGCGUACGAGUCCAUCCCCGCCGGCGGCGCGUACGGGCGCAACGACGAGAUCGUCGCCAUCGGCAACCCGAACGGCCUCGUCCCGACCAUCCAGGACGGCGACUUUGUGCUGUGGGAGAGCGCCGCGGUCGUGCGCUACUUGGGCCAGAAGUACGGCCAGGCGCCUUUCUUCCCGGACGACGCGCAGGCGCGCGCGUCGGCGGACAAGUGGCUCGAGUGGUCGCCUACGCUGUUCAAGGAACUCUUCCCGGCCUUCUUCGGCCUGGUCCGCACGCCAGAGGACAAGCGCGACCCCGCCGCCAUUACCGCGAGCGUCGCCGCCACGGCGGCGCUCAUCGCCAAGGUCGUCGAGCCGACGCUCGCGCGCCAGGACUACUUCUCCGGCGCCCAGUUCGGGUUCGGCGACAUUGCGCUCGGCGCGCUCGCGUACCUCUGGUUCGAGGCGAUCCAGGAGCGCCCCGCGCUUCCGGGCUGGGACGCAUGGUAUGCCCGCGUGAGCGCGCGCCCCGCGUUCAAGAAGGUGAUUGCUGUGGGUCUGUCGUAG